GGACUCUUGAGAUUCUUAUAAAGGAUGCCACUUAUCAUUAGGCAUAACAGCUCGAAUUACAACUUACGAUUUGCUAAAUCGACCAGAAAUGCGAUCUCUAGCUCCUCUACACCGGCGCUUUCUUCUGAUCUUCAUCUUCUGCCUCAUAGGUGUGGUAUUAUAUUCUUCUUCGAACAAAUCUCUGUUACGUCUGCCUCACGUGUCGUCCGAGAGAGACCACAUUUGGCUAAUUGCGACAAUUUCUGCUGCACGUUCUCAGCGGCGUCGUAAUAUCAUCCGAGCAACCUGGCAGGCGUCGUAUCAGCAUCCAGCGAUUAUGACACGAUUUGUCAUUUCACACCCAGGCAAUCAUUGGAUGCCGCUCAUUCAACACGAAAAUGCUACGCAUGGGGAUAUCAUUAUGCUACCGCACCUCAAUGAGACAGCACAAGUUGCUAAUACUGUCAAAUCGAUUGAAUUCUUUAAGUUUCUCGCGUCGUGCGGGAACUCAUGGGAAUUUGUGUCUAAGAUAGAUGACGAUUCUUAUCUAGAUACUCGAGAAUUCUUCGAGGAAUUCAUCAAACCUCUGUUAGAAAAUCCCCAGCCGAAGAGAACAAUGAUUGGUCGCCGUCUCUACCACCACAACCCAGAUUAUGAGUAUGCGGGCGGUCAAUUCUACACGAUGUCUUGGGACCUGAUUAGUGUUUUUGCUCAGGUUUAUGAAAGUGAUCCUAUCCUUAACGAGCAUGAGGAUGUACUGAAUGGCGCGUUGUUGCACAAAGCUGGAGCAUCAUUUAAUUUUGUUAGUCUAGAUAACUCGAAGGCAUUCGACUAUGACAAUGAGCAAGACGAUGAGUAUGCCUGGGCACAUCGAAUUGGAGAAGGUGCUAUCAACCCUCAUAAGAUGAAGGAUGAUGAUACGUACCUUAUGGUUGCUGAAAUUUUCCGGCACCGUGAGCAUAAGUCUAGUGUGACCUACUAUUAACAAUCUAUAUGAUUUGACCAAGAAAUCGAUGCUGG
Molecule: messenger RNA, 999 nt
Organism: Aspergillus uvarum CBS 121591
Lineage: Eukaryota; Fungi; Ascomycota; Eurotiomycetes; Eurotiales; Aspergillaceae
Exons: 1
Coding region: 89-964 (291 amino acids)
Cellular component (GO): membrane
Molecular function (GO): hexosyltransferase activity
Source: RefSeq, a predicted model, not a curated record